AUGCAAAAGCAUCAAAUUUUGUCAAUCAAUACUCCUAGAGAUGUCACUUGUCCUAUUGAAUAUUAAUCUAGAUUCAGGAAAUAAAAUGAUGCUGCGACUUUAAAUUUAAGCACCAUCAGCGAUGAAUAAUAAAUUAUACGCAGAACAAUGAUUAAUAGUAUUUAAACUCAAUUAAAUAGACAUUAAAAAUAAAGUAUUUAGGGAAGUCUUUCUAAUUGUAACACAAAAGUAAUGA
Messenger RNA from Paramecium octaurelia, 235 nucleotides. The record is from the annotation of a GenBank genome assembly. NCBI's taxonomy places the organism in Eukaryota, Ciliophora, Oligohymenophorea, Peniculida, Parameciidae.